This is a messenger RNA of Physcomitrium patens, 1589 nucleotides long. RefSeq lists its product as uncharacterized. The record is from RefSeq and is a predicted model, not a curated record. Gene Ontology annotation, molecular function: GTP binding; GTPase activity. Lineage: Eukaryota; Viridiplantae; Streptophyta; Bryopsida; Funariales; Funariaceae.
AACCGAAAACCCCAUAACUAUCCUCGUCGUGCGUCGCUUUGCUUCAAAUUCUCGCCGGCUACUUGUCAUUGUGGUGCUGGCGGGUGGCUGUUUGGUGCUGUGUGGUCUCUUAUAGAUUUGUUCGAGUCGAUCUGAGCAUUUCUCGGUUUCUGUCACAUUAAUUUUACCCUUUUCGCAAACUCACAUGGGAUUGCUAUUUCCUUACCUGACAGUAGCGACAGCAUAAGUGGUUUCUGAGAUGAACUUUUCUGGAAAUGGUCUUAGCGUUGGAUGUUCCAUCUAAAAGUGGGGACUUUAUAUGGUUUUCAUCAACUGCAGGCUAGUAUUUGAAUGACGCUGCAUUAAAUGAAAUUGGACUUUUUUCUUUUAUAGAAGGUGGACUUACAGUGUAAACAAACCUAAAGACUGGUGGAGUCAGUCGUGAAAAUCCUUUUUAUAAGUAUACGGUGAGUUUACUCAAAGUCUCGCAAGAUGGGAGUUAUCGUGUCGAGAUUGUGGUUUUACAUGUUUCCAGCGAAAGAAUAUAAAAUAGUUGUUGUGGGAUUAGACAACGCUGGAAAAACGACGACACUUUAUAAGCUGCAUUUGGGCGAGGUUGUUGUCACACAACCAACAGUUGGCAGCAACGUGGAAGAGCUUGUAUACAAGAACAUACGUUUUGAGGUCUGGGAUCUAGGGGGCCAGGAACGAUUGCGAACAUCCUGGGCGACAUAUUAUCGGGGCACUCAUGCGGUGGUGAUGGUCGUUGACAGCACAGACCGGUCAAGAAUCUCUAUCAUCAAAGAAGAGCUCUUCAAGUUGAUGCAACAUGAAGACCUUCAGGGUGCUGUAGUCCUGGUUUUUGCAAAUAAACAGGAUCUGAAAGACGCCAUGUCUCCAGCAGAAAUUAGUGAUACACUGUCCCUGCACAGUAUUAAGAAUCAUGAUUGGCACAUUCAAGCAUGUUGUGCCCUAACAGGGGAAGGGCUCUGGGACGGCUUGGGGUGGGUUGCCCAGCACGUUACUGGAUCUAAGGUCUUACCUUAGAGGUGUUGUAGAACUCCUGUUUAGCUCAUUGUAUUGUAUCUUACUGCCCCAUGACUUCAUUCUCAGCUACUGGGCACUAACAGAUCUGUAUUGAAUCACUUCGUGAUGGUGAAUCUUCAGCUCGUCUCACAAUGACACUGAAACCCUUGGCAACGCUUCUGCAAAGAUACUAAACCAGGUACUAUACAGCCAGGUUGAAGUUGCCAAGUAUUGGGCGCUUUGCAGAAUCUGUUUGCUUUAAUAUCCCAUCAUCAUUUAGGUUAGAAUUGAAAUUCGUUUUGCUGAACCAGAAAGCAGCUUACUUUGGCACACACUAUGUGGCGAUCUUUCUAUUGGUGCAGUGUGGAUUGAAUAAGUGUUUCGUCUUCUGAGAUUUUUGUUAUGAAGCAUUUUAAAAAAAAUGUUCAAGCAGCUGUAGUUCACUGAACUCUACUUCCAUUGAAACGUUUCCUUCAUUUUGUGGCAACUUGAGUUUCAGUGACUGUACUUUCCCAACCCAUGACGCUCCUGAGCAGGUGCAUUGAAGAAUUAGAGUGAAUGUAAUAAAACCUGAAUUUUCUCAA